UGUUUGUGUACACUACACUACGCAAUUUUUUCACAUCAUCCUCGAACACAGAGAAUUUUGAACGUAAAACUGCGCUAUAAGAAAAUUGACAGUUUGUGGUCGUUGGUGGCCCUGCUGACUAGUGAUAUUUCAAAAACUCGUGUUUUUAAUCGCUUCACAUCGAUAGACUUGUUUUAAGUCGUUGACGUUCCUUGUACGUAAUUAUAAUUAAUUAGGGAUCCUCUUAAUUAAAAAAUCCAAGAGUGGAUUGGUAGCAUUGCAUGGUCUGUCAACGUCAUUGUAUUUUGUGGUUAUGGUAAAUUUUCGGGGUGCCACGUAAUUUUGCAUUAAAAAACAGUGAUGGGGAACUCUAGCAGCGUCGAUAUUCCUGGGGGAGGUACAGAGGGCUAUCACGUGUUAAGGGUGCAAGAAAAUUCGCCCGGUAGUCGGGCCGGUUUGGAGGCUUUUUUUGACUUUAUUGUUGCAAUCAAUGGUACACGCCUUGACCAAGAUAAUGACACUCUUAAACAAAUACUAAAAAACGGAAUAGGAAAACAGCUCCCUAUGACCAUUUACAGUAGCAAAACGCAGAGCGUGCGCAGCGUUACAAUAGAACCCAGCGAUUCCUGGGGCGGGCAAGGUCUUUUAGGCGUCAGUAUCCGUUUUUGCUCCUUUGAGGGGGCCAAUGAGAACGUGUGGCAUGUUUUGGAAGUAAACCCCGAUUCCCCGGCUGACCUUGCGGGGCUUCGGUCAUUCACCGAUUACAUAAUCGGGGCCGACUCGGUUUUACAUGAAAGCGAGGAUUUGUUCGCGCUGAUCGAAAGUCACGAGGGGCGCAGCCUCAAGUUGUACGUUUACAACUCAGUUGACGACUCAUGCCGAGAAAUCACGAUAGUCCCUAACUCGAACUGGGGGGGCGAAGGCUCAAUAGGCUGCGGAAUCGGAUAUGGGUACUUGCACCGGAUCCCGGUCCGGGGGAACCCCCCAGCCCCCACACAAGCCACGUACAAACCGCCCCCAGUUUCAAGCUUCAACCCUCCGCCCCCUACACCAGUGACCGCAUUUAACCCCCCUCCUGUGUCCACAGUAAACCCCCCAGCCCCUAUUCCUGUAUCAACUAUAAGCCCCCCAGCCCCAGUGCCAUCCUCACUGUUUGCCGAGCAGGCCGUGAAAACAACCGAAGUGGAGCCAGUAUUGCCAUCAGCGGCCGAAAUUCCCCCAAAUUCUACCAUUGGGGGGAAUUACAUGUUCCCUCCAACCACGGGGGGUUCAUAUCUAGUGUCUUCACCCCAAAUGAAUCAAACAUCGACGGUAGAUAGUAUUCCAGGUUUGCCGACAUAUACAGGGAUAGCGACACCGUUCCAGCCCCCAACAACCCCAAAUUUAGCCGCGUUUAGUUACCCCCAAGUGAGCUUACCCCAAGUACCGAUUCAAGGGCAAGCGCAGUACCCCCAAGUAUCGGUUCAAGGUCAAGCUCAGUACCCCCAAGUUGUUAUGCCUCCCACUACUGGGGUUCAGAAUUUUCCACAAACGUCACAACCACUUAUUUUUGAUCCCACAAUAGCGGCAAGGUCUGCACAACAAUUACUGAGUGGGAAUAAUAAUCCUGUUAGUUAGACUUUAAUUCAUUUUUUUUGUUAUAAUUUAUAUUAUUGUAAUAAAAGGUAUAUUUUAAAGAACUGUUUUGUUUUUGUGCAAUUUUAGGCAAACUGAAUUUUUAUUGUAAGGAAGUGUAAACGUGUACAUACAAUUUUUAAUAAAAAUUAAUACAGAA
Tribolium castaneum (red flour beetle) is the source of this 1753-nucleotide messenger RNA. RefSeq names its product Grasp65 (gene Grasp65). Lineage: Eukaryota; Metazoa; Arthropoda; Insecta; Coleoptera; Tenebrionidae. The coding region runs from base 340 to 1596 and encodes 418 amino acids. The record is from RefSeq and is a predicted model, not a curated record. Gene Ontology annotation, cellular component: Golgi apparatus. Gene Ontology annotation, biological process: Golgi organization. The transcript is spliced from 4 exons. Gene Ontology annotation, molecular function: protein binding.